AUGGCUGCCGAAAACCCAGACACCAUCGUGCUCUGUUCCUCACGGGCAGUCAUCUCUGGCCGCCUCACCCCCGCGACUCUCACCAUAUCCAGAAAUACGGGCAAGAUCACUGCCAUCCACUCCUCCAUCUUAUCCCGAUCGCUGUUCUCCCCCAAUACCCCUUACACUGAUUAUUCACCUUACAUCCUUCUCCCCGGGCUUGUAGAUGCGCAUGUGCAUCUCAACGAGCCCGGGCGCACGGAAUGGGAGGGCUUUUACACAGGUACUCAGGCUGCGGCGUUCGGGGGCGUCACGACUGUGAUUGAUAUGCCGCUUAAUAGUAUUCCUCCAACAACAAGUGUCGAAGGGCUGGCGGAAAAGAUUAUGGCAGCCGAGGGUCAGGUGUGGGUUGAUGUCGGGUUCUAUGGAGGUGUUGUGCCAGGGAAUGUUGGGAAAGGGGAGCUGAAGAGGCUAGUUGAGAGAGGAGUUAGGGGAUUCAAAGGCUUCUUGAUUGAUAGUGGGGUUGACGAAUUUCCGGCUGUCGGGGCAACUGAUAUUAAGACAGCGAUGGUAGAACUGGCAGACGAGCCUACGACGCUCAUGUUCCACGCAGAAAUGGUGCCUCCAGCUGUAUCUGAGGAGAGAGUGUCGCCCUCCAGGGGACUACCAGCGGCAUACUCGACAUUCCUUUCUUCUCGUCCCCCAGAGUACGAGACAUGUGCCAUAGAACUGAUCACGUCACUCGCGCAAUUUGCACCGGAUUUACCGCUCCACAUCGUCCAUCUCUCUGCAGCGCAAGCCAUUCCCCUUCUUCGUGAAGCCAGACGACGUGGAGUGAAGAUAACAGCAGAAACAUGCUUCCAUUACCUCUCCAUUGCAGCCGAAGACAUUCCAGACGGGGAUACACGACACAAGUGCUGUCCACCGAUCCGUGGAAAAGCUAAUCAGGAUGAGCUGUGGUUGGAAUUAUUUCACCAUGGCUCCCAUGACGGCGUGAUUAAAACGAUUGUGUCCGACCAUUCGCCAUGCACGCCGAAUCUGAAGUUAUUGCCCGACUACAUACCUGGGAGCAAAAAUCACGAGCAUGAAAGUGACAAAAAUGAAACCAAGGUAGGCGACUUCCUUUCCGCCUGGGGAGGGAUCUCAUCCGUCGGCCUCGGUCUUCCUAUCCUUUGGACAGAGUUAAGCCGUCGAUAUCCCCACGACGCAGACUCACCUCCUGGCGGGCGACCACUGCUCGAACACAUAGUCCAAUUAUGCUGCAUUAAUACCGCCGCACAGGUCGGUCUGCGAGGCCAAAAGGGUGAUUUGGCGGUGGGGUAUGAUGCAGAUAUAUGCGUAUUUGAUGACGAAGCGGACUGGACGUUAGAGCCAAAUACGAUGUUAUUUCGAAACAAAUGCUCCCCUUAUCAGGGAAAAUCUUUCAAGGGAGUGGUGAGGGAGACAUGGCUGAGAGGCCAGCGAGUUUUUUCACAGGACGUAGGUUUCGGCGAACGAAACCCGCAGGGAAGGCUAUUGUUGGCGCCUAGGUCAUGUUAA
Molecule: messenger RNA, 1518 nt
Organism: Uncinocarpus reesii 1704
Lineage: Eukaryota; Fungi; Ascomycota; Eurotiomycetes; Onygenales; Onygenaceae
Product: allantoinase
Exons: 2
Coding region: 1-1518 (505 amino acids)
Biological process (GO): purine nucleobase catabolic process
Cellular component (GO): cytoplasm
Molecular function (GO): allantoinase activity
Source: RefSeq, a predicted model, not a curated record